CACGCAGUUGUGUGCAAUUCAAUCAUCACGUUGCUUGUUGCUUUUAUGUUCUUGUCAUUUUUUUUUCCACAACAGCCUUCAUUUUUAGUCUGUUCUAAAAAAUCUACAAGUGCAAUAAAAAUAUAUUUGUUCACGCAACCCGUGCAGAUGAUGUUCUUUGGAAAAUCGCCAAGGCUAGCUGACGCAACUGCAGGCUGAGUUAUAAAUUUGGCUGUGCUCCCGAGCUGCUAGAAGCUUGAAACUCCUGUUAUAUGAUGAUAGUGCAUUGCGGGCCUCUUUCCUUAGUAUUAUUAUAAUGCCUGGGUAGUUUCAGUAGUCGUAGUAGUAUAGUAAAUGGUGAUUUUCCAAUAUACCCAGAGCCAAGUGCAGCUCUCGAGAGAGAAAGAGAUGCAGCUGGCUAAAGACUCAGUCGCCGGCAUCGUUUUAAGAUUAAGAAGUACAAAGAAUAACAGUUAUAAAUGACUGAUUCUACAACAAGAUCUAGUCGAAACAAAUCAGUCAAAAUGCAGCUGACGGCAAUUUCUUUGAAUCUACCAAAUCCAACAGUCAGCACUGGAUUGACCAGUCCAACUGACGAUUUCCAAGAUGAGAGUACAAAUAAACUGAUAGCUUACUUGCACAGCCUUGCCGGCAACCAUGAAGUUGAAGCUAAUAUGAUAAUGAAAGAUCACAAUUAUGCCAGGCCCUGGAACUGGAAACCUGAAAGCGUAUUUGUCAGGCCUAUCAAGAAAAUUUUUUUUUCAAAAUCUCACAACGCAGUCGCCAAAGAAAAAGAGGACGACGAUCUUAUUGAUGUAGAGGAGAUAGACGAGGAACCACCAGUGCCUCCCUUUGAUCUAUCGAAAAUUCGACAGACCAUGGCUGAAUUUCAGAGAGUAUCAAACUUCAUAAGAACCGAAGAUGUGGACGAUUGGGAAGAGAAAAUCGACAAAAUUCUUUGGUCACCUGUGCAAAAGCGAAUUUUCGACAGAGUUGCCAACAUAUUGAGUCACGAAAGAAUGGUGAGACUAACAAAAGAAAAAACCGUUCACGAGCCAAUUUUACGACGCACGAGCAUUGAUUUGACGGCAAAAAAAUUUCGUGAGGCACUGUCGUCUGCUCAUUGGGACUGGAGAGUCACUCAGUGGUUGCACAGUUUGCUCUUUGAUCAUUUGCCACAAGAUUACCUGACUAUUUACUUGGAUAUACUGCAAAGCUUGAGACAAAAAAUACCUCAGCUCAUCGACAAAAUGAUCACGGUACAGCCAAAUGGUAAUUCCAAGGGUAACGCUGUUACGUGGGAAACACUCGGGCCUCUGUUAAAAAAAUCUUGGGAUCCUGUUGCUCCAAUGUUAAACGUCUUCAGACCGAAAAAACUACCCGGCAAUCCAGUACUGAUAAUCAUUCCCAAUGGAAUGUCGAGCAGUGUCACAUCUCGUCAACACAAGUGGACAACACAAUUGGGGAUGCUAGGCACUGUCGUCACUGUAAAUGCAAAUCUCAGUUUGAAUGCCAACAGAAUGACUGUAUUGAAUACUCUUGAACAGUUGGUACAGGCAUCCAGAACCAAGAUUCAGGAUGUAAAAGUAGAAUUGCCUAACAGGCCAAUUAUCUUGAUUGGUUUCAACACCGGAGCUGGCAUAGCGUGUCAGGUUGGCUUAUCAGAGCAUGUGACAGCAAUCGUGUGUCUGGGCUUUCCUCUGAGCACGGUAGACGGUAAGCGAGGAUCGUCAGAUGACCUCAUGCUUGACCUCCGCUGCUCAGUGAUGUUCGUUAUUGGCGAGAAGGCAUCGGUGGCGCGCGUUGACGAUGUCGAGGCCAUGCGCGAGCGUAUGCUUGUCCCAACGAGCCUCGUCGUCGUGGGCUCGGCUGACGAUCAAUUGCGGAUUCCCACGUCGAAAAAGAUGACCGAACGGCUCAGUCAAGGUAUCGUGGACAGAUGCGUGCUCGAAGAGAUUGCGGAUUUCGUGGGCGGCGUGCUCACGCAGCCGACUCCGAUGCCCGUACGCACGACGAAUCCUGAUAACAAGAACAGAAGAACCAACGACUCGAGAAAACGCAAAAAUUCAACGAGCAGCUGUUCGCUGGACAGCGAGCCUCAGUCGCCCUGUGUGAAGAGAGGAAAGACUCAGUCUCCAUCGCAAGCCAAUGUGCACAAUAAUGUCUCGGGUAUUUCGACCAAUGCACCAUCCAGAGGGGCUAUGGUUAAGCUAACAGGAACGCAAAGCACACAGACACCCAAGAGAAAAGCUAGGGUGAAUUUCCAUAACUUCUCGGAGCAACAGGUAUCGUCGCAACUCGCCUCACAAAAUAUAGACAAUUCAACGGGUGGGAUCACUCUGAAUAUCGGCUCCCUGGCAAGUCUAGCACCUGUAGGUCCAAUACGAUUCGAGUCCACGCCCAUAAGUCUGCAAGUAUCACCGGCGGGUACUAAAGCUGGUACGGUUAAGACUUCGACAAAUACCUGUAUUAAAGUAACGAAAGGCAAUCAAGUAAACACGAUCGGGGGUACAGGGCAGAACGUUGGUAAAAUCAAGAUGCUAAUGCCAACGAAAAAGGCCACCUCGCAGCGUGCAUCUUUGAAUCACAAAAACAUUAAUGUCACUGAGAAAAUGGGUGAUAAGAUGUCCAAUGCCCCCAAUAAUGUUAAAGCGCAACAGGCUGCUGCGGCAACCAUUGCUACGAAAGCUUCUGCUGAAAGUGCCUCAAAUUUUGGUCCUUUGCCGGGUAUCCAAACAACAAAAAGUACUAUGAAUUCCAUCCAUGCUGCAACAGCAAAAUCAACUGCAAAUGUUGUUUUUGCACCAAAAAAUACAACAGUGGCUACAUCAGCGACAUUGGCAUCGUUAAUGACACCCUCUAAAGUAACGGACGGCAAGAAUGCUCUGAUUGGCUGUAACAAGCGGCAACAAGUACAACUCAGUAGCAGCGGUGCCAAGGCAAGAUCCACCACGCAGACGAGCCGCUCCUCGAAGACUUCCUUCCCUUCUUCUUUUCCCAAGAGUUCCAGCUUGGACAAACAAGCCAAGCAAGCUCCUCAUAAUGCCCCCACCGUCCAGUCGAUGACUGUGGACAAGAGCGCUACCAAGAGGAGCUCCGAAUCUAUCGAUACCAACCGAUGCAAGACGACGACGAGUAGAGAUCAGCUCAAUCCAAGCAUACCCACGAACAUCAACCUUGACGUUGGCUUGGAGAAUAUUCUCGACAUCCCAAUAAUUAUCGCCAAGGACGAUGAAAAUCUCAAAAAUUUUGGCAGCCUUUCAAAGUUGGACACACCAUCCCUUCUGUCCUCAACUGCAUCUAAGAAAGCGUGCCCUGGUACUAUACCACCACCUCUGAAAGUCUGCAGCAAUAAGGUGUACUUCAUUAACAGUAGGGUCCAGCCUACUUUGAUUCAGCCACAAGUCAGCAGCGCAAGUAGGACAACCAACUCAGCUCAGACGCAGAUCAAGUAUACCCAGAUCAUUUUGACAAAGAGGACCGACGUCGAAGAGAAGUCCAAUCCAGUUAUGCUGUCCAAGAAUAAUGGUAGAACUCACGCUAACAAACUGUUGUUCAUCGAACGCAAGACGGAUGUCAAAUACAUCCAAGCAGCACCAAGACUUUCUGAGGACUUCUUGGGAGAACUGCAGCCCAACGCGAAUGAAUCAGACAGCAACAAGAAAGCUUGAUAAAUUAGGGAUCCAAUUGGUUACCAUAAAUACAUAUAUAUGAUUACGUAGAGAUUUUUAGUUACAUUAUAAACUUGCAGUACAUGUGUAUGUAUGUUUGUAAAUGGUAUUUUAUAUUUUUGUAGAUACUAAGAUUUCUGCUUUGAUAUUGAGCAGUGCUUAAACCAAGUGCAGAAAGAGAUAGUUUACAAAUGCGUAGAUUUAAAUGUAAAUAUAUUGAAUUUUUUAAAUUCUUCAUUCUUUGAUUAGAUACCUAAAUGUUAAUAAAGACUGACUGAUGAAUUUCAUUAAAAAUGUAUUAAAAAUAAUUUAAGAAGAUUUUUGUAAUUUAAAAGAUUUUACAAAGGUUAAAAUUUAAUGAAAAAUAAAAGUUUCAAAGCAUUUGACUGGUUUUAACUCCUAUUAUUUUUA
Messenger RNA from Copidosoma floridanum, 4061 nucleotides. It is a transcript of the gene Rcd1, whose product is annotated as Reduction in Cnn dots 1. Gene Ontology annotation, biological process: positive regulation of transcription by RNA polymerase II. NCBI's taxonomy places the organism in Eukaryota, Metazoa, Arthropoda, Insecta, Hymenoptera, Encyrtidae. Gene Ontology annotation, cellular component: NSL complex. The record is from RefSeq and is a predicted model, not a curated record.